CCCUGUAACGUCGGCCGGAAGCAGGAAGUGUCCAGCUUGUUGUGAGUUGUCGCGGAUGCUUUGCAGUUCGCUGGUUUCUUCUUCCACCUGGCUCUAAUGGCGAGCUCAGCGGGUCCGGGUCGGACCGGGUCGGGACUCUGGUCCUCGGCGCUGCUCCUGCUGGUGCUGAUGGUGCUGAGUGGGCCGGUCAGGGCCGUGUCCGAACCGGGAAAAUGGAUCCUGAACGUGGACAAUGAAGUUCUGAAGAAGCAGAACUUUUUCUACUUUGCCAAAACUUUGUUCAACAGCAGCUCCAUCCACCUGAAAGUGGUCUCAGAAACAUGUAACGCCUCGGCUCCCGUCCACCUCAACGUGUCCUGGUAUCUGAGGAACUCGCACUGCUACGACGAAGUCUUCGGCCUCGACGCGUCGAGGGCUGCGAGCUACUUCAGGUCGACGGAGGUCAGACCAGGAGGAGGAAGUGGAUUCUACGUGUUCCACCAAUAUCCUGCCAUCACCUGCCAGCCACAACUGAGCCCGAACACGUUCGGACUGGAUGUCCUGAAAGACAUCAGCAGGCGGCUGACAGAACUGCCGCAGCUGGAGCCGACGACAGCGAAGACGCCGGGCCUGAGGAAGAGGAGGAGCGAGGUGGCGCCUCCCAAACCAAAGGCUGCUGCUCCAGUGAACGACGGAGCUUCAGCAGAAACAAAAGACGCUGCAGCUAAAGAGAAGGCGGCUCAUCCGUACUUCGAUGCGGUGGCGGAGAGCUGGGAGGACGGACCCUACAUGUUCAUCCUGAACAUCAGAGAAAUCAAAGACAAGAGCCGAGCGAACGACCCGGUGAACCCGCCUCAGCCCUGGAGCCUGCAGCUGCAGGUCAGCAUGAAGGGUCCUCACGACUACAUAUCAGCCUCUGAAUGGCCUCUGAUGGUGUUCUACAUGGUGAUGUGCAUCGUGUACGUGCUGCUGGCGGUUCUGUGGUUGGUUCUGUCCGCCUGUUACUGGAGGGAUCUGCUCAGGAUCCAGUUCUGGAUCGGGGGCGUCAUCUUCCUGGGCAUGUUGGAGAAAGCCGUUUAUUACGCCGAGUUCCAGAGCAUCAGAUACGACGGCUUGUCAGUCCAGGGGGCGGUGGUGUUCGCUGAGGUGCUCUCUGCUGUGAAGAGGACUCUGGCCCGGGUGCUGGUGAUCAUCGCCAGUCUGGGAUACGGCAUCGUCAAGCCCAGACUCGGUGCGCUGCUCCACAGAGUUGUUGGUGUCGGUCUGCUGUACUUGAUCUUCUCCAUCGUCGAGGGGAUCCUACGAGUCAACGCUGAUCGAGGCGACAACAACAACAGUAGACUUUUGUGUGACAUAGUUCUGGCCUUCACUGACUCCUGUGUUGUCUGGUGGAUCUUCGUGAGUCUGGCUCAGACGAUGAAGCUGCUGAGGCUGAGGAGGAACGUGGUGAAGCUCUCGCUCUACAGACACUUCACCAACACGCUCAUCUUCGCCGUCAUAGCGUCGGUCAUCUUCAUCAUUUGGACCACCAAGACCUUCAAGAUGUCCAAAUGUCAGUCUGACUGGAGGGAGCUGUGGAUAGAUGAUGCGUUCUGGCGCUUCUUGUUCUCCAUCAUCCUAUUGGUCAUCAUGUUCCUAUGGCGACCGUCAGCCAAUAACCAGAGAUACGCCUUCAGUCCUCUGCUGGAUGAAGAGAGUGAGGAGGAGGAGAAGGAGCCGAUGAUGAACGAGGCUUUCGAGGGGAUGAAAAUGAGGGGCAUGAAAAAUGAGACCAACGGUUCAGCGAAAGCCAACAAAGUGGAUGAGGAUCUGAAAUGGGUCGAGGAGAACAUCCCUUCAUCUAUGGCAGACGUCGCCCUGCCGCCCCUGCUGGACUCUGAUGAGGAAACGAUGACGACUAAGUUUGAGAUGUCCAAGAUGGAGUGAAGCUGCAGAGGACGGACGGACGGGUGGAGGCGACGUGACGGAGGAGGAAUAAUACAGAUUAAUAUCAGUUUAAGAAAGGUGGAGCAGAAGAGACGGACGGCUGAUAUAAAUGCACAUGUGAGGGGGGAAGACGGACUGAUGGAUGAAAGAGGGAACGUGGAGAGGAGCGAGUGUCGGUUUGUGAUUCAAUCCCUGAAUUUAUGAGCUUCGUAAGCCUUGACUGUACAUACACUGGGAGGAAUAUCGAUCACAGCGGCACACAGAGCCUUUUUAUUUUUAUUGCCUGUUUGUAUUUAUAUUUCUAUAUAUUUACAGUAUAUUUUGACAAAUUCGAUGUUGAUGCGGCUCGUUUAGCCUUUUCACCAUUUCCAUGUGGAGGUGUGAUUUUCAGACAGUUUGUGUUUCGCUGUCUCAGCUCUUCCUGUCGCUGUCUCGGUUUUUUUUUCCCUACAUCGGCUGAUUAACCAUGAACCUGCCGACUGAGCGGGUUUUAUUUGGAUCCUUUCGACCUGUAAAGACCAAAGUUGUGACUCUGAAAGAUAAAAUCAUGGAUGUGGAGACAUGUUGAAAUGAAAUAUUUUCUCAUUGUUACUUUUGGAGCCGUGAGGUUUGUUGUUGAAGGUAGUUUUGUCUCGUUCCAGCUUUGAAUCAUUAAAACUGUUCUCACGCAGAUGAUUUUACACAGA
This is a messenger RNA of Acanthopagrus latus (yellowfin seabream), 2591 nucleotides long. RefSeq lists its product as uncharacterized. The coding region runs from base 97 to 1905 and encodes 602 amino acids. The transcript has 21 exons. Gene Ontology annotation, cellular component: membrane; Golgi apparatus. The record is from RefSeq and is a predicted model, not a curated record. NCBI's taxonomy places the organism in Eukaryota, Metazoa, Chordata, Actinopteri, Spariformes, Sparidae. Gene Ontology annotation, biological process: retrograde transport, endosome to Golgi.